CACCGCGUUCCUAGCAGCUCAUCAAUUUUUUCGCGUUCAGUUGGUUUGAUGAAAUUUCAGGAAAGGAAUAUCAUCAGAAUUGUUCGGGGGAGGAAGAUGGAAUCCAGUGACAUACUUUAUUUUCCUUGUGGAACAAUCAAAGAGGAACCCAGUGUUGUGUGUAAUGAAAGUGAUUGUAAAACGUUCGACGAGGCACCCGAUCAUAAAAACUUCCAACUCUUAGCAUUUCUGACAGAAAAUUCAACCCUUUAUGAAAGUGAACUUGAUGACGAAGUGGAAAUAGUCGCCGAAUGCGAAGACGUCAAGCCCGAAGUAGCUAAAAAAAUUGACGAUGAUUUCGAAUAUCACUUGCAGAGCAUAAAGUAUGGCGAUAGUCAUAAUGAUCUGGACACAAUUGAAAUAGAAGCUGCGGAGGAUGUGAUACAGAAAUGCUAUAGUGACACCACGGAAGAAACAAAUUUUAAUUUCAACUGCGAAUAUGCCGAACGAAGGAUAACGAGAAGCAUCACAAAGACGUUGAAAAACGAACGCAAUCUCAAGACGCAAAUGGAUGCGGCACGGAAUGCUGUGAAACGUGCAUGUAAUAUUUCUAGAAAAAAAUUGUCAUCUAAAGACAAUCUCAAAACCCACGUCGAUGCGACAAGUGACAGUUGUAAGUUCUCCACUUCGCCGCCAGAGCGCAUGACGGCGCCAGCACCUAACUUACUAGCAUUUCUCUGCCGCCUGCGAGUAGUAUCAGAAGUGUUUGUCGUCGGCCGAGCACGUGCUGUCGCUGAGAAUCGUGAAUUGUGA
Trichogramma pretiosum is the source of this 792-nucleotide messenger RNA. RefSeq lists its product as uncharacterized. Bases 49 to 792 code for a protein of 247 amino acids. The transcript is spliced from 3 exons. The record is from RefSeq and is a predicted model, not a curated record. NCBI's taxonomy places the organism in Eukaryota, Metazoa, Arthropoda, Insecta, Hymenoptera, Trichogrammatidae.